Molecule: messenger RNA, 6369 nt
Organism: Callorhinchus milii (elephant shark)
Lineage: Eukaryota; Metazoa; Chordata; Chondrichthyes; Chimaeriformes; Callorhinchidae
Gene: abcc9
Product: ATP-binding cassette, sub-family C (CFTR/MRP), member 9
Exons: 39
Coding region: 59-4801 (1580 amino acids)
Biological process (GO): transmembrane transport; potassium ion transport
Cellular component (GO): membrane
Molecular function (GO): sulfonylurea receptor activity; ABC-type transporter activity; ATP binding
Source: RefSeq, a predicted model, not a curated record
AAAAUGGUGAGGCCACAGAGAAGCUUGUGAUUGCUUUGCUCAGGAUCACUUGGCAGUUAUGGCCCUUUCCUUCUGUGGGAAUGACAACUUUUCAGCCUACGAUGUCGCAGAUGGUGUUUUAAACAACGGCUGUUUCGUGGAUGCUCUGAAUCUGGUCCCUCAUGUCUUUCUGCUCUUUAUCACCUUCCCGAUACUAUUCAUUGGAUGGGGGAGCCAGAGCUCAAAGGUUCAGAUUCAUCACAACACUUGGUUGCAUUUCCCUGGGCACAGUUUACGAUGGAUUCUCACGUUUGUGCUUCUCUUCGUGCUUGUCUGUGAAAUUGCGGAAGGAAUGGUUUCAGAUAAAAAAAUGAUUACUCGACACCUCCAUCUAUUUAUGCCUUCGUUUAUGGGAUUUAUAGCUGCAACUACAUCGAUAGUCUACUAUCAUAAUAUAGAAACCUCCAAUUUUCCAAAGUUACUAUUAGCUCUCUUUAUCUAUUGGAUCCUCGCUUUUAUCACCAAAACUAUCAAGCUGGUGAAGUAUUGUGAUCACGGUGUGGGCCUUUCUCAGCUACGGUUCUGUAUAACAGUAAUGCUGGUCAUCCUUUAUGGAUCGCUGAUGGCGGUGGAGGUCAAUGUAAUCAUAGUGAGGAAAUACGUUUUCUUUGGAAUCCCCAAGAAGGUAAAACCUCCCGAGGACCUGCAAGAUCUCGGUGUCCGAUUCCUGCAACCGUUUGUCAAUUUACUAUCGAAGGCAACGUACUGGUGGCUGAACACCCUCAUCAUUUCAGCACAGAAGAGGCCAAUAGACCUGAAAAUCAUUGGCAAGCUUCCCAUCGCCAUGAGAGCUCUCACAAAUUAUGUCUGUUUGAAAGACGCUUAUGAAGAGCAAAAGAAAAAGGUGUACAAUCUAGAGGGAUAUCCUCCAUCAAUAUGGCAUUCGAUAUACAGGGCUUACGGUCGCCCAAUCUUUCUUAGCAGCACAUUCCGCUAUCUGGCCGACCUCUUAGGCUUUGCUGGACCACUCUGCAUCUUUAAAAUCGUCGAUCACCUUAGCAAGUUAGGUCAACCCAAUGCCACGGAUAAUAGCACUGCCACCUCGGGGAACCAUACAGACACAGCAACGUUUUUGGGCGUUUAUUUCCUGUCAUCGAAGGAAUUUCUGGAGAACCAAUAUGUUUUGGCAGUUCUGCUCUUCCUUGCACUCAUACUGCAGAGAACCUUUUUACAAGCCUCCUACUACGUUGCUAUAGAGACGGGCAUCAAUUUACGUGGAGCCUUACUGGCUAUGAUCUACAACAAGAUCCUUCGUCUGUCCACAUCCAACAUGUCCAUGGGGGAGAUGACCUUGGGGCAAAUCAACAAUCUCGUUGCAAUAGAAACCAACCAGUUGAUGUGGUUUUUGUUCUUAUGUCCGAAUCUGUGGGCCAUGCCAGUGCAGAUUAUCAUGGGAGUUAUCCUGCUCUAUUACAUGCUCGGAAACAGUGCUCUAAUUGGCGCCUUUGUCAUCCUGAUGCUCGCUCCACUCCAAUACUUCAUAGCAACCAAGCUUGCCGAUGCACAGAAGAACACCUUGGACUACUCCACAGAAAGACUGAAGAACACCAGCGAGAUCUUGAAAGGCAUCAAACUUUUGAAACUUUACGCCUGGGAACACAUUUUCUGCAACAACGUGGAAAAAACCAGAAUGAAGGAAUUAACCAGCCUCAAGACCUUUGCCCUAUACACGUCCUUAUCCAUUUUUAUGAAUACAGCCAUCCCGAUUGCAGCUGUUCUCAUGACCUUUAUGGCUUAUACUCACAACAAGUCGUCGAGCCUGUCUCCAGCUGUGGCCUUCGCCUCCCUCUCCCUGUUCAACAUCCUGGUGACUCCACUCUUUCUGCUGUCCACUGUGGUCAGGUUUGCUGUGAAAGCAAGGGUCAGUGAGCAGAAGUUGAGGGAGUUUCUCCUGAGCGACGAGAUAUCUGACGGUUUUCGAGGUGACACUUCUGUGAAUUUGGAGACGUGCAAAAAACAUUUAGGAAUUCACACGAAAGCCAUAAACAGAAGACAGCCCUUGAGAGUCCAGCUGGAAGGUCAUGAUCAGCCACUAAGGAGGCACUUUCAGUCCUUUGAGACAGACGAUGUGUCAGUCAAGGUUACUAACGGAUCCUUCUCCUGGGGAAGUGGGAUGGCAACAGUUACUGACAUCAACAUCAGGAUACCAACAGGAGAAUUGACAAUGAUUGUAGGACAGGUGGGAUGUGGAAAAUCUUCCCUUCUCCUUGCUACCCUCGGAGAGAUGCAAAACAUUUCUGGGAAGGUUUACUGGAGCAAUUCUAGACAGCCUGAGAAUGAGUUGAACCAAGAAGCAAGUUGGAGAAAUCGAAACUCAGUGGCUUAUUCUGCUCAGAAGCCUUGGCUACUGAACGCCACACUGGAAGAAAACAUUACCUUCGGAAGCCCCUUCAUAAAACAAAGGUACAAUGCUGUCAUUGAAGCCUGCUCUCUUCAGCCCGAUAUUGACCUGUUACCAUUUGGAGACCAAACCGAGAUAGGAGAGAGGGGGAUUAAUCUGAGUGGAGGUCAGAGGCAAAGAAUCUGUGUAGCGCGAGCAUUAUAUCAAAAUACAAGUAUUGUGUUCUUGGAUGAUCCAUUCUCUGCAUUGGAUAUUCAUCUCAGUGACCACCUAAUGCAGGAAGGAAUCCUCAAGUUUCUUCGUGAAGACAAGAGAACAAUUGUUUUGGUGACACACAAGCUGCAGUAUCUAACACACGCCGACUGGAUAAUUGCUAUGAAAGAUGGGACAAUCAUCAGGGAAGGCACCCUAAAGGACAUCCAGAAUCAUGAUGUGGAGCUGUAUCAACACUGGAAAACACUGAUGAAUAGACAGGAUCAGGAAUUGGAAAAAGACACUGAAGGUGAAAGCCAAACGACUCUGGAGAGGAAGAAUUUGCGGAGAGCCAUGUAUUCCCGUGAAGCAAAAGCGCAAAUGGAUGAUGAGGAUGAAGAGGAAGACUUAGAAGAGGACGAUGAAGAUAACAUGUCUUCGGUAAUGAGACUUCGGACCAAAAUGCCUUGGCGAGCGUGCUGGAGAUAUCUGACAUCUGGAGGGUUCCUCUUACUCUUUCUGAUGAUCAUUUCCAAGUUAUUGAAGCACUCUGUUAUGGUGGCUAUUGACUAUUGGCUGGCAAAGUGGACGCCGGGUUACAUUAACCAGUCAAUAUCAGGAACUAAUGGCCCAGUAGCUGAAGAGGAUGGGACAUUUGACCACGGCUACUGCAAACUGUGGUUUAGCAUUCUGUGCAGUGUUGGCAUUGCUUUAUGUCUCAUCACCUCCCUGACUGUGGAAUGGAUGGGACUCACAGCAGCCAAGAAUCUUCACCGUAAUCUCCUCAACAAGAUAAUUUUAUCACCAUUGAGAUUCUUUGAGUCAACCCCUCUGGGCCAAAUCCUCAAUCGGUUUUCUGCUGACACCAACAUAAUUGAUCAGCAUAUCCCCCCAACACUGGAAUCCCUGACCAGAUCAACCCUUCUCUGUCUGUCAGCAAUUGGCGUGAUCUCAUAUGUCACACCCGUUUUCCUCAUAGCAAUGGUACCUUUUGGUAUAGCUUUUUACUUCAUCCAGAAAUACUUCCGGGUUGCUUCCAGGGACCUCCAGGAGCUGGAUGACAGUACACAGCUACCUCUCCUCUGCCACUUCUCAGAAACUGCAGAAGGCCUUACAACCAUCCGAGCUUUCCAGCAUGAAGCCAGGUUUAAACAGCGAAUGCUGGAGCUCACAGAUGCCAAUAACAUUGCCUACUUGUUUCUCUCAGCUGCCAACAGAUGGUUGGAGGUUAGAACGGAUUAUCUUGGUGCGUGUAUUGUACUCACUGCUGCUGUGGCCUCCAUAUUCUGCGCCUCAUACACCAAACUUUCAUCAAGCUUAGUGGGACUCGGACUUACCUAUGCAUUAACAGUUUGUAACUACCUUAACUGGGUGGUGAGAAAUCUCGCUGACCUGGAGGUGCAGAUGGGAGCUGUGAAAAAAGUCAACAGUUUCCUGAACAUUGAGAGUGAGAAUUAUGAAGGAACCAUUGACCCAGCUCAGGUUCCUGAGGACUGGCCACAGCAAGGCGAGAUAAAGAUUCAAGACCUCUGCGUUCGCUACGACUCCUCUCUCAAACCUGUCCUCAAACAUGUCAAAGCCUUCAUCACACCUGGACAAAAGGUUGGGAUCUGUGGCCGCACAGGCAGCGGAAAAUCUUCUCUGUCUCUGGCUUUCUUCAGGAUGGUAGAUAUAUUUGAAGGCAAGAUAGUCAUUGACGGCAUAGACAUUUCCAAGCUCCCUCUUCAUACUCUUCGCUCCAGACUUUCCAUUAUUCUACAAGACCCUGUUCUAUUCAGCGGAUCUAUUCGCUUCAACUUGGAUCCAGGGUGCAAGUGCACUGAUGACAGGCUCUGGGAAGCAUUAGAAAUAGCACAGCUAAAGAACAUAGUGAAAUUAUUGCCAGGAGGAUUAAAUGCCAAUGUGACUGAAGGUGGAGAGAACUUUAGUGUGGGACAGCGGCAGCUAUUCUGCUUGGCUCGGGCUUUUGUUCGCAAGAGCAGCAUUCUGAUCAUGGAUGAAGCCACAGCCUCCAUUGACAUGGCUACAGAAAACAUUCUGCAGAAAGUAGUGAUGACAGCUUUUGCAGAUCGUACCGUAGUGAUUAUUGCUCACCGAGUUCACACGAUACUGACUGCAGACCUGGUCAUUGUGAUGAAACGAGGCAACAUUUUAGAGUAUGAUAAACCAGAAAGUCUUCUUGCCCACGAGGACAGUAUCUUCGCAUCAUUUGUCAGGGCAGAUAUGUAACUCUUUCUGAGAUGUCAUUUUGCAUUGAAAUGUUUGACAUUUUUUUUUACCACAAACGCACUAUUUUUGCAACAUUUAUAAGAGUCUGCACACUCUCUUUCCGAAUAAAGUUUUAACUGUUGUCUUAAUAUUUAAACUGUUUGAGCAAUAAGUACAAUUACAGAACAUUUACAUAUAUCCAUCCCAAAUAAUUGACCACAUGAUUUAUGAAACUAAAUUCCGCAAUACGAGAAUAUUUGCCAAGAAGAUUUAUGAGGUGUACUGUGAAAAAUACAUUGAUCUAUUGUUGAAAACUAUAAUAUCGCUAUUGAAAUGCUAGAUGCAUUGCAAUGAAGCACAGAUGGUAUGCAAUGCAUAAGGUAGGAUAGUUGCAUAUAAUCAGAUUUGCACAAAAGAAAGUUGCUUAUUAAUGUAAAAGAAUUAGCACAGAAAAAUCUUCCAGCCUAUCAUUAUUGCACACAAAUGAAUUCACUGCAUGCAAUAUAUUUAAGUAAAUUAAUAAUACUUUAUAUGUUCAAUGCAAUUUGCCAUUCUUCUAUCAGUGAGCUACCAAUAAAUAAAGUAUAGUUCCUCACUGGGCCCGUUGUAGUUCUCUCUAGUUUUCUUAUUAAAUCCACACAUUUUAAAAGGCAGCCAAGUGGAAAUAAGUGAUAUCUUUUUGCAUUCUUAGCGCAUGAAAAGAUAUAAAAGGUGCACGUAGAAAUUAAAUGCUUAAACCACAUCAUUGAUGCAAUAUUUUAUCAGUAAAAUUGUUAAGAAACUGCACAAUAUUGAAACCAGCCACGCUGAGUGUUUUUAAGUACAUCGUUAACAUGUCACUUGUCACUUUCCCUCUGAAAACACAAGCUAACCAGUAUCCUCACUGUAUUUCAUAUGCCUUUGUUUUUCUAGCAUGAUUUAAAGAAAAAUUUAAGAAAACAUUGAAAGAAACCAAAGCCAGAUGUGUAUUUAAAAAUGAGCGCUACAAAUAGACGAUACGUUAAUAUUUGCAGCGUAGAAAAACAUUGAUAUGGUUUCAUCCACGUUUAAUGCCUAACCAAAUCAAUUUUAAUAACGAUUAGAAGAGAUCAUUGUAUGCAAGAGAUUAUAUAUACACUGAUGGAGAAAAUGGGAAAAUUUGAAGCUCCAAAUUCCACCGAGUCCUAGUCCAAAAAACUCGUUUUGUCUUAAAAUUUGAGAGCGCAGAAUUGUGGAAAAAUUCUCAAUUUACUCUUCAUGUGGCAGAUAUAUUUCUGAAAACGGAACCAACUUUUAAAUUAAGAUGGAAUUUAAAAAUCUGUUCGCUCUUAAUUUUUUAACAGGGUAAGACGAGGUGGGAUUUUAUGUCGAUAUGCAGUAUGUCGAUAGUGCAGUACUAAAUCAAUUGACGGAUCUAUGCAAGAAUUACUCAAUGAAAUAGUAAUUGAUAUUGAUUAAAAUAUGGUGCUUUCUAUCACAUUGGUCAUAGAGGACUGUGUACACCAGUAUGUAAUGAACCUCAUGCGUCAGUUCCGAUUAUGAAACAGCAAUAUUUGUAUUCUUUAUCUGCUUUUACACUGUUAAAACAAUAAAAUAAGCGUUCUGCUUGA